AUUCCCCUCGUAUUUUUUGACCCUUUUCCCUUUUUUUAAUCCUAAAGAAGACUUCUUCUUCUACCUUUACACCUCUCCUCUACUCCCAAAAAAAGGUUCAAAACUUGCGACUGUAACAUUAAUUUGUACACUUUUCUUCAUUAGAUGAUUGUCUAGGAUUAUCCGAUCCCCAGAUUUCAUAUUUUCAUUUCAUUCUUUCAGCUCAUAUUCAGGUCAAUUACCAAUAUCUAAGCAAGGGUUUUUUUUUUUUUUUUUUUUUUUUUUAUUUUCACAAAAGGGUCUUUGCAUAGAGAGAUGCAAGACCUUAAUUUUGUUCUAAAAUAAAUAAAAUUAAUUGUUUUGGUGGUCUUUAAAUUCUUUUUUUUUAUUUUUUUUGGUGGGUGUUUGAAUAUUUUGGGAAAUGGGAAAUAUAUUUGUGAAGAAACCAAAGAUUACUGAAGUUGAUAAAGCAAUUCUUUCUUUAAAGACUCAAAGGCGUAAACUUGCUCAAUAUCAACAACAGUUGGAUGCUGUCAUUGAAGCUGAGAAACAAGCUGCAAAAGACUUGCUACGUGAAAAGAAGAAAGAGAGGGCCCUUUUAGCAUUGAAAAAGAAGAAGGUGCAAGAAGAACUGUUAAAGCAAGUUGAUGUCUGGCUCAUAAAUGUCGAGCAGCAAUUGGCAGAUAUUGAACUGACAAGCAAGCAGAAGGCUGUCUUUGAGAGUUUGAAAACUGGAAAUAAUGCAAUCAAAGCAAUUCAAAGUGAAAUUAACCUAGAGGAUGUUCAAAAGUUAAUGGAUGAUACAGCAGAGGCAAAAGCUUAUCAAGAUGAAGUCAAUGCUAUUCUUGGAGAGAAGCUAUCUGCUGAAGAUGAGGAGGAAGUUCUAGCAGAAUUUGAGAAUCUGGAAUCUCAGUUAACGCUUCAAGAUCUGCCAGAAGUUCCUUCUGCAGUACCUUCUGCUGAAAACGCUGAAGAGAAACUGGAUCUACCUGACGUACCAACUAAAGCACCAGUCAUUACAGAAGCUGUUAUGGAGGACACUGAAGAUACUUCAGCUGGCGUGUCUGUGCAAAAGAAAGUUUUGGAGGAACCAAUACCUGCUUGAUUCCACCGCAACUUGGUUGGUUCAUAAGUUCGAAUUUGGUGAAAUUUAUCAGACAGAAUGUCAAGUUUCAGAAUGCUAUGAAAGUCUUCUCAAUGCUGAGAAUUUGUAAUUUAUUCCAAAAUUUCUAUCAUCUCUUGUGAUUUGUGCAAAUUGUGGUCGUAUUUCUGGUCAGAUUUGUACAGUUCUUUUGCGAGUUGUUGACACAUACCAAGUCAUUUACCAUUAUCUUUAUUCUCA
Lycium ferocissimum is the source of this 1321-nucleotide messenger RNA. Its product is annotated as vacuolar protein sorting-associated protein 20 homolog 2-like. Lineage: Eukaryota; Viridiplantae; Streptophyta; Magnoliopsida; Solanales; Solanaceae. Gene Ontology annotation, biological process: late endosome to vacuole transport via multivesicular body sorting pathway; vesicle budding from membrane. The record is from RefSeq and is a predicted model, not a curated record. Gene Ontology annotation, cellular component: multivesicular body; ESCRT III complex. The transcript is spliced from 6 exons. The coding region runs from base 401 to 1084 and encodes 227 amino acids.